UUUCUUAUUUGAUCAUAAACAUAUAUUAAUAAUAUUUUUGAUUUACACAACACUUUUGUUCGUCCUGAUUUUUGAUUUGCAUAAAAUUGCACCACCAAAAUUACCAGCAUAAUAAAUUUAUUUGGCAAUGGAUUAACAAAAGAAAUUAUCAGGCAAUGGAGGCCUUCCCGUAUGCAGAUGUGGAUUCGAGCUUGAGAGCCAUGGCUGGUAAGGCUGAGGGUUUCGGGCGAUCCGCUGUUGGUGGACUCCAUGGAUCAUUGCAUUCUGUCACCACAUUGGCCGAUGACGGACCAGGAUCACUUCGUGAAGCAUGUAGUAAGACAGAGCCACUCUGGAUUGUCUUCGAUGUCUCAGGCGUCAUUCAUCUUUCAUCUGACCUCAGUGUUUCUUCAUUCAAGACAAUAGAUGGUCGAGGCAGCCGUAUAAAGCUGAGGGGCAGAGGCUUAAGACUCCACGAAUGUGAAAACGUAAUUAUAUGCAACCUGGAAUUUGAAGCAGGGAGAGGACGUGAUGUUGAUGGAAUUCAAAUACGACCAAGCUCAAAACAUAUAUGGAUAGACCGAUGUAGCUUGAGUGACUAUGAUGAAGGACUUAUAGAUAUAACUAGACAAAGCACAGAUAUAACUGUUUCAAGAUGCCACUUCAAAAACCAAGACAAGGCGAUGCUUAUUGGAGCAGACCCGUCUCAUUUUGAAGAUAGAUGCAUCAGAGUGACAAUUCACCACUGUUUUUUUGAUGGUACUAGACAAAGACAGCCUCGGGUUCGAUUUGGGAAAGUUCAUCUUUAUAACAACUACACAAGGAACUGGGGAGUAUAUGCUAUUUGUGCUGGUGUAGAAUCGCAGAUAUUCUCUCAAUGCAACAUCUAUGAAGCAGGGGAGAAGAAAAAGGUUUUUGACUAUUACCCAGAACAGGCAGCUGAUAAACCCGAAGCAGAGUCUGGUGUGAUCAGGUCUGAAGGGGACGUGUUCUUAAACGGUGCACUAGGAACAGGAACGCAUGAUACAAUCGUGUUCCAUCCUAGUGAAUAUUAUUCGACUUGGACUUCUGAAGCUGCUGCAUCAUAUUUUCUUAAGGGCAUCCUGCAAACUUGUUCAGGCUACCAAGCGAUGGUCCGGCCAAUAGAUGAUUGUGAUCUGCUUGAUAGUCCGGUUGAUCACUCUAAUGAUCCGGACGAGAAUGCGUUCACAACAACAAACUAAGCGAAAACUCUUUACUUCUAUCAAAUGUAAGCUAGGUUUUAGUUUCAUCAUUCAUGGGGUGUAUUCAUUUUUGAUUUUAAAAGAUUUUUUUCAUUCAUAAAAUCAGAGUAUUCAAUUCAGAUUUUAGAAAAUGUAUCAGAAUUUUUGGAUAUUCAAUUAAUAUUUUAAAUUAUGAUACAAAAUUUUUAAUCC
This is a messenger RNA of Daucus carota subsp. sativus, 1394 nucleotides long. RefSeq names its product putative pectate lyase 21. Bases 156 to 1202 code for a protein of 348 amino acids. Lineage: Eukaryota; Viridiplantae; Streptophyta; Magnoliopsida; Apiales; Apiaceae. The record is from RefSeq and is a predicted model, not a curated record. The transcript is spliced from 5 exons. Gene Ontology annotation, molecular function: pectate lyase activity.